Molecule: messenger RNA, 1708 nt
Organism: Camelina sativa (false flax)
Lineage: Eukaryota; Viridiplantae; Streptophyta; Magnoliopsida; Brassicales; Brassicaceae
Product: guanosine nucleotide diphosphate dissociation inhibitor 1
Biological process (GO): protein transport; small GTPase-mediated signal transduction; vesicle-mediated transport
Cellular component (GO): cytoplasm
Molecular function (GO): Rab GDP-dissociation inhibitor activity
Source: RefSeq, a predicted model, not a curated record
AUUAUUGAUAAAUAGACGGAACGCAAAUACGCAAUCACCGAUCUCGCUCUGUCUUUCUCUCUCUCUCUCCAUCUUCUUUAGACUACUAAAAAAAAAAGUCGGAGUCUUUUCUUCGGUGUGAGACUUUGGGGGGAUCGGCUAAAGCUAUGGAUGAAGAGUACGAAGUCAUUGUUCUGGGUACUGGUCUCAAGGAGUGCAUCCUCAGUGGUCUUCUCUCCGUCGAUGGUAUUAAGGUACUUCACAUGGACAGGAAUGAUUACUACGGUGGAGAGUCAACAUCUCUUAAUCUCAAUCAGCUGUGGAAGAAGUUCAGGGGAGAAGAAAAGGCUCCUGCUCAUUUAGGCUCUAGCAGAGACUACAAUGUUGACAUGAUGCCUAAGUUUAUGAUGGCCAAUGGAAAGCUUGUUCGUGUCCUUAUUCAUACGGAUGUGACUAAGUACUUGUCUUUUAAAGCUGUUGAUGGAAGCUAUGUUUUUGUCAAAGGCAAGGUCCAAAAGGUGCCAGCAACUCCAAUGGAGGCCCUCAAAUCUCCUCUUAUGGGUAUUUUUGAGAAACGCCGAGCUGGAAAGUUUUUCAGCUAUGUUCAGGAUUACGACGAGAAGGACCCAAAAACACAUAAUGGAAUGGAUUUGAGAAGAGUUACAACGAAGGAGUUGAUUGCGACAUUCGGUCUUGGUGAAGAUACUAUUGACUUUAUUGGUCAUGCGGUGGCACUUCACUGUAAUGACAAUCAUCUCCACCAGCCUGCCUAUGAUACUGUUAUGAGAAUGAAGCUUUAUGCGGAGUCCCUUGCACGUUUCCAAGGAGGUUCACCAUAUAUUUAUCCUCUCUAUGGGUUGGGAGAAUUGCCUCAGGCAUUUGCACGGCUUAGUGCUGUCUAUGGUGGGACAUAUAUGUUGAACAAACCUGAGUGUAAGGUAGAGUUCGAUGAGGAGGGUAAGGUUACUGGUGUUACAUCUGAGGGAGAGACUGCCAAAUGCAAGAAAGUUGUCUGCGAUCCAUCUUACCUGCCCAACAAGGUCAGGAAGAUUGGAAAGGUUGCUCGGGCAAUUGCUAUUAUGAGCCAUCCUAUUCCAAACACCAAUGAUUCUCACUCAGUGCAAGUCAUCCUACCCCAAAAACAAUUGGGCCGCAAAUCAGACAUGUAUGUCUUCUGUUGUUCGUAUUCACACAACGUUGCUCCCAAGGGAAAAUUCAUAGCAUUUGUGUCGACAGACGCUGAAACUGAUAACCCUCAAACCGAGCUCAAGCCUGGAAUCGACCUUCUUGGUCCUGUUGAUGAGCUGUUCUUCGACAUCUAUGAUAGAUAUGAGCCUGUUAACGAACCCACUUUGGACAACUGCUUCAUUUCAACGAGUUAUGAUGCUACAACACACUUUGACACAACUGUUGUUGAUGUGUUGAACAUGUAUAAACUGAUCACUGGAAAGGAAUUGGAUCUAAGUGUGGAUCUUAACGCAGCUAGUGCUGCAGAGGAAUGAUGGAAACAAAUUUGCAAGCUCUGUCUCUCUUCUCUCUCUGUACUAUCACCAUGAUGUAUAAUCGGUUCUCUUUCGCCCCUCGUUAUGUUGUCUGUUAGAUGCAGAUUUUAUCGUUAUCACCAGUUUCCCUUUACCCUGUUUUUAUAAACGCAAUGUUAAAACCAAAAAUGUUGGAUUUCGUGGUUCCUGUUUGGAGUGACAUCUAACAGAGAAUCCUCUUUUACUUC